Molecule: messenger RNA, 2779 nt
Organism: Belonocnema kinseyi
Lineage: Eukaryota; Metazoa; Arthropoda; Insecta; Hymenoptera; Cynipidae
Gene: Lfg
Product: protein lifeguard 1
Exons: 6
Coding region: 370-1347 (325 amino acids)
Cellular component (GO): membrane
Source: RefSeq, a predicted model, not a curated record
AUCAGUGUUUUUGAAGGAACUGAGAAAUCCCUAUCACUAUUAGUCGUUUAGUCAAUACGUAUAACUUAUUGCAUAUUGCUAUGCGUAAAGGACACAUAGGAGAGGUGUAAGUGGUUGAAAACGGUAUAAUUUGUAAAAAGCAUAAUCCGCUAAAUACGCAACUGAUAUUGAGGCAGUCGGUGUUACGUUUGUUAAUUGUGCGUAUAUAAACGACAGCGGACAGUUGAAGUUAACGUCAGUUUCUUUUUUUUUUCGUUGUGGUAAUUGUAAGUCAAUUGCUGAUUUUAGCGACCUUUCUAGAAAUUGAACGUCGAAAUAGUUACGUUUUGAAAUAACGCUGCGUGCAAGAAGCUUCAAAGCAAACCAAAGAUGACAACUUGGCAGAACAAUCCAGGUGGUGGAUAUCCAAGACAAGAAGGUCCAUUUCCAAAUCCAGGUUAUCCGCCGAACCCGGGGUAUCCGCCGAAUCCGGGUUAUCAACCAAAUCCCGGUUAUCCACCAAAUCCCGGUUAUCCGCCGAAUCCAGCAUACCCACCUCCGUAUCCAGGAGCAGCUCCUCCAGAUCCAGGAUUCAUUCCACCAGGUGCUCCUCCAUACGGACAAGUGCCACCCAGCGGACCAGGAAUGUACGGCUCAAAUUAUGCAGAAGACCCGUUGCAAGAUGAAAUCAAAGGUUUUGACUUCACUGAUCUAUCCAUUCGGAGAGCUUUCAUCCGAAAAGUCUACUCGAUAUUGAUGCUUCAGCUCCUCGUCUCAGUGGCAGUAAUCGCAUUAUUCUUAUUUCAUGAGGGAACGCAAAAAUGGGUCGCGAGAAAUCCAGCAAUGGUUUGGGUAGCACUCGGAGUCACAUUUGUCUUGCUAAUAUGCAUGGCGUGCUGCGGCAGUGUAAGACGCAAGGCACCAAUGAAUAUGAUUUUCUUGGGUAUCUUCACAUGUGCAGAAGCAUUUUUGCUCGGCGCUAUUUCAUCUAGAUACAAGUCUGAAGAGGUUUUGUUUGCUGUUGGCUUAACAGCGGCAGUAUGCUUCGGGCUAACAAUUUUCGCGUUCCAAACCAAGUGGGACUUUACAGCAUUGAACGGAAUUCUUUUCGUUGCCCUGAUUCUUUUCAUGCUCUUUGGAAUUAUAGCCAUGUUUUUCCCUGGCAAGACAAUGAGUCUCGUUUAUGGGUCCAUAGGGGCACUACUAUUUUCUGUGUACUUGGUAUACGACACACAACUGAUGAUGGGAGGAAAACACAAGUAUUCGAUAUCACCCGAAGAAUACAUCUUUGCUGCCCUCAAUCUCUACCUCGACAUAGUCAACAUCUUCCUCUACAUAUUGACCAUCAUUGGCGCUUCUCGAGAUUAGGAGUGAUACAAGUUGCAGCGUGUCUAAAAUAUUCACGAAUUCGCUGUAACGUCAUUGAGUUAAAACGUGUACCAUACAGUUUUACAGAGUAUUCCUCGCUUCUUACGAUGUGCAAAUUACAGAAACGAUAAUUAAUCCACGGACCAUUGAAUUAUUAGUUUAUGAUUAAAGUGUUGAAAGCAGAAACGGGUUUUGUUUCCAGGGCGAAGGUAAAUUUCGUAUCUUUUAUAUUCCCUUAGCUAAUUGUAAAACACCCUAAAAAUAAGUCGUAAUUUUUCCAAUAUUUCAUCUUCAGAACUCUUAACUUGAACAAUAAGCGGUUCUACUCAUAAUACGCUUAUUUAAAAUAUUAAAUACUCGCAGCUCGAGUCUACAAAUGUAUUGUGUCUUAAAGUAUUUAAAUUCCACAUAGAGAACUUUAUAUGUAAUCCUACUAAAUUAUGUGGCACUGCAAUUUGGAAGUUAUUGAUGCCCAUUAGAAUUAGGCAGACUAAGAGAAAUACCACUAAUUUGAAAUUAUAUUAUUAUUUCAGGAAUCGUUCUUAUACUACGUUGCGCAUUUUUCUUUUAUUUAUGUCAUUUCUUGUUUAGGUUCAUUGAAAUUGUAUUCUCGUCUUUAUUUAAAUGAAAGAAAAAUGCGUAACGUUUGGAUCAAAAUUAUUUAACAAUAUUAAGCCUGAUGAAAAAAUGACCUCUGAAAGACAUAUAAUUAUCUAAGAUUUUUUUUUUUUUCUCUCUCAGUAGAAUUUUGCAAUAAGCAUGUGUCCAAAGAAAAUAGAUACUAGGAUAUUUUGUCCACCCAGUUAAUGGUCAACAAAGUGUAAAUCGGAGGACCGUCAGAACUAUUGCGUUGAUCGCAAAUUGUAUAGAAUGAAGAGCUGUCCAUCUUUGACAGAAGAAUCAGGUCUGAUUGCAUUUAGUGUGUAACUUUCUAGCAAGAAAGUGUGUAAAUGUACCGAGUAAAGAUGUAACCUUCGCUUAAUAAUUGAAAUUUUAAUAUUUUGAUUUUGCACGUUUAAUAAGGUGUAAUCGAAUUUUUCUACUCAAUAAUAACCAUUGAUUAAAAAUUAACUACUAUCAAACAACUUGUGUGGUAAUUCUGCUUUAGAAAAAUGUAUUUUCAUAUUGGGGAAGGUAAUAUCUAUUCCAUAAUUUGUUCAACUUUAAAAAAUAAAAUGUCCGUGUGAAUCUUCAUUCAAAUUGGAUUUGAAUUUGACAAGUCAAGGAAAGCUGAACAAAAACUGGUGAUUGUUUCCUUUUUUCAAUAAUUUCGACUUUAUAAUUUAAUCUAAAUAUAAUAUUUAUGUUUUUUUUUUAAUUCUAGCUAGGGUUCCUUUUCAUUAUAUUGCAAUUCUGUGCAGUUUAAAUGUUGUUUUUUUCGGAUUGUAGAAUGUAAAUAGUAUGACAUAAUAAAUUCUCUUUUAUUUGCCUA